Messenger RNA from Cylicocyclus nassatus, 1429 nucleotides. The record is from the annotation of a GenBank genome assembly. Lineage: Eukaryota; Metazoa; Nematoda; Chromadorea; Rhabditida; Strongylidae.
GCGGUACCUCUUGUCGCGGCCACGGGGGUGUUCGUGUUCGCUUGUCACGCGUUGCCAGGUAGUGUCCGAAUCGUCUGGGAUAUUCUAAACAUUCUCGCCUUGUUUGCCUCACGCGGCGGCAAAGUCGAACCUGUGCAACUCGUCCAGAGAAGAUCUUCCAUUUUUCUGUCGCUUGGAAAAAACUCGACGAAGAAAUUCUUCUACUGCUAAAUUUCCUACGUACAAUAUUGACGAACAAUGACUUCUGCUAUGGAUUAUAUUCGUCAAGCAUGGAAAUGGCUAAAAGUUCGUGUAUUAUGGCUAAUCGACUUCAUUUCUGGAGAGGAACGCGUUUGUGAAAAAGAUUUGGAAGGUAUGUCUGGACAAAAGAAAGGAAGUACAGCGCAGCAAGCAAAUGCGGCUCCCAUUGUUCAUAAGGUCAUUAUGGUCGGUACCGGAGGUGUAGGGAAGUCGGCGUUAACCCUGCAGUUUAUGUAUGAUGAGUUUGUGGAAGAGUAUGAACCAACUAAGGCGGAUUCCUAUCGUAAAAAGGUUGUACUGGAUGGAGAAGAGUGUUCGAUCGAUAUUCUGGACACAGCUGGUCAGGAAGACUAUUCAGCUAUCAGGGAUAAUUACUAUCGAAGUGGUGAAGGUUUCAUUUGCGUCUUCUCCAUCUUGGAUAUGGAUUCUUUUGAAGCUACUACAGAAUUCAGAGAGCAGAUCCUUCGCGUCAAGAGUUCGGACAAUUCCGUCCCUAUUGUUCUUGUUGGAAACAAAGCCGAUCUACGCGAAGAACGUGUAGUGUCCCUGGAAAUGGCUCGGCAGAGAGCUGAGCGAUGGGGCGUACAGUACGUGGAAACAUCUGCAAAGCGAAGAGAAAAUGUGGAUAAAGUAUUCUACGAUCUGAUGCGCGAAAUAAAGCGACGGAAGGGUCCGAUGACAUCAGCAGCUGGUAUGGACCACGCUCAAACGGGAGGCAAAAAGAAGAGUGGUCUAAAGAAACUGUGUAGUAUUUUGUGAACGCCGUUCCUCCCAUCGGUGCCUUCUUUGAAGCUUUUUUUGUGCUCGUUUAUAACGCCGAACUCGAGAGUCACGUCGUCCAUGACGUCGAGAUCUGACAAUUUUGCUGAUUCUAUCUGUGUAUCGUUGUCCUCUCUCUUAUCAUCGUUGCCUCGUGUUUCAUUGCCUACUAUCGCCUUACUCGUAAUGCAAAUCGCUGGAUUGUUUCGCUCUUCCACGAUCCUUUUCCUUCACAAUAGUCAUCUCCCGCAUUAGUCAUUUCCAGAGAUUUAUGAAUUUCUUUCAUGUUUAUUUUUAUGUUGUUGCAUCGAACUACUUGAUAAUAUGACCUUAUCAGCCCUUACCGGGUCGCAAUAUCGCGAAUCUUACAAAUCGCUAUCGAAUGAGAGCAUGUGCAUAAUAAGUUUGGAAUAAAUUAUUGUUUGUCGCA